Molecule: messenger RNA, 3395 nt
Organism: Nematolebias whitei (Rio pearlfish)
Lineage: Eukaryota; Metazoa; Chordata; Actinopteri; Cyprinodontiformes; Rivulidae
Product: NACHT, LRR and PYD domains-containing protein 12-like
Exons: 11
Molecular function (GO): protein binding
Source: RefSeq, a predicted model, not a curated record
GGACCUGGACCUGGACCCAGCUGUGUGUCCUUAAAGAGUGACUGGUCAAAGAAUUAUAAUCCUGAUUUUAAAUCAUUCCAGCCUCCAUCAGCAGAGAGAGUGGACCAGCAGAGCUCAGAGGAUCCCAGUGCUCAGUCUGCCCAGCAGCAUCAAACACAGCUGGACUCCAUAUUUAUGCUGCUGGAGGACAACAUAGUCACUUUUGUGAAGAACGAGUUAAAGAAGAUCCAGAAGGUUCUGAGUCCAGAUUACCCAGAAUGCUUAGAGAGUCAGAGGGAAAAUGAGGAGGUGUUGGCGGGUGAAGAUGAAGAGCAGAGGAGGAGCAGAGAGGCAUUGAUGAAGAUCACAGAUUACUUCCUGAGGAGGAUGAAGCAGGAGGAGCUGGCUGACCGUCUGCAGAGCAAACAAGUCACAGUUUGUCAACGUAACCUUAAAAGUUGUGUGAAGAAGAGGUUCCAGUGUGUGUUUGAGGGGAUUGCUAAAGCAGGAAACCCAACCCUUCUGAAUGAGAUCUACACAGAGCUCUACAUCACAGAGGGAGGGACUGGAGAGGUCAAUGAUGAACAUGAGGUCAGACAGAUUGAAACAGCAUCCAGGAAACCACACACACCAGAAACAACCAUCAGACAAGAAGACAUCUUUAAACUCCCACCUGGAAGACAGGAACCAGUCAGAACAGUGAUGACAAAGGGAGUGGCUGGCAUUGGGAAAACAGUCUUAACACAGAAGUUCACUCUGGACUGGGCUGAAGACAAAGCCAACCAGGACAUCCACUUCAUGUUUCCAUUCACUUUCAGAGAGCUGAACGUGCUGAAAGAGAAGAAGUUCAGCUUGGUGGAACUUGUUCAUCACUUCUUUACUGAAACCAAAGAAACGUGCAGCUUUGAAGACUUCCAGCUUGUGUUCAUCUUUGAUGGUCUGGAUGAGUGUCGACUUCCUCUGGACUUCCACAACAAUCAGAUCCUGACUGAUGUUACAGAGUCCACCUCAGUGGAUGUGCUGCUGACAAACCUCAUCAGGGGGAAACUGCUUCCCUCUGCUCGCCUCUGGAUAACCACACGACCUGCAGCAGCCAAUCAGAUCCCUGCUGAGUGUGUUGGCAUGGUGACAGAGGUCAGAGGCUUCACUGACCCACAGAAGGAGGAGUACUUCAGGAAGAGGUUCAGAGAUGAGGAGCAGGCCAGCAGGAUCAUCUCCCACAUCAAGACAUCACGAAGCCUCCACAUCAUGUGCCACAUCCCAGUCUUCUGCUGGAUCACUGCUACAGUUCUGGAGGACGUGUUGAAAAGCAGAGAGGGAGGAGAGCUGCCCAACACCCUGACUGAGAUGUACAUCCACUUCCUGCUGGUUCACACCAAAGUCAAGAAGGUCAAGUAUGAUGGAGGAGCUGAGACAGAUCCACUCUGGAGUCCAGAGAGCAGGAAGAUGAUUGAGUCCCUGGGAAAAGUGGCUUUUGAGCAGCUGCAGAAAGGAAACCUGAUCUUCUAUGAAUCAGACCUGACAGAGUGUGGCAUCGAUAUCAGAGCAGCCUCAGUGUACUCAGGAGUGUUCACACAGAUCUUUAAAGAGGAGAGAGGCCUGUACCAGGACAAGGUGUUCUGCUUCGUCCAUCUGAGUGUUCAGGAGUUUCUGGCUGCUCUUCAUGUCCAUCUGACCUUCAUCAACUCUGGGCUCAAUCUGAUGGGAGAAAAACAACAAACUGUUUCUGUGUGGUCCAAGUUUUUUAAAAAUACAAACCUUAAUGAUGUCCAUCAGAGUGCUGUGAACAAGGCCUUACAGAGUCCAAAUGGACACCUGGACAUGUUCCUCCGGUUCCUCCUGGGUCUUUCACUGCAGACCAAUCAGACUCUCCUACGAGGCCUGCUGACACAGACAGGAAGUAGCUCACAGACCAAUCAGGAAACAGUCCAGUACAUCAAGAAUCGGAUCAGUGAGAAUCUGUCUGCAGAGAAAAGCAUCAAUCUGUUCCACUGUCUGAAUGAACUGAAUGAUGGUUCUCUAGUGGAGGAGAUCCAACAGUCUCUGAGUUCAGGAAGUCUCUCCACAGAUAAACUUUCUCCUGCUCAGUGGUCAGCUCUGGUCUUCAUCUUACUGACGUCAGGAAAAGAUCUGGACGUGUUUGACCUGGAUAAAUAUUCUGCUAAAAAGGAGCAUCUUCUGAGGCUGCUGCCAGUUCUCAAAGCCUCCAACAAAGCUCUACUCCCUGACUGUGGACUCUCAGAGACUCACUGUGAAGUUGUGGGCUCAGCUCUGAAGUCCAACCCCUCCCAUCUGACAGAACUGGACCUGAGCCUCAACAACCUGCAGGAUUCAGGAGUGAAGAUUAUGUCUGCUGGACUGGAGAGUCCAAACUGUAGACUGGAGAAGCUAAGAUUGAUCAGCUGCAGUUUGUCAGAGAUCAGUUGUUCUUCUCUGAGCUCUGCUCUGAAGUCCAACCCCUCCCAUCUGACAGAACUGAACCUGAGUGAGAACAAGCUGCAGGAUUCAGGAGUGAAGCAGCUGUGUGGUUUUCUGGAGAGUCCACAAUGUAGACUGGAGACAAUGAGAUUGAGGAGCUGCAGUUUGUCAGAUAUCAGCUGUUCUUCUCUUAGUUCCGCUCUGAAGUUCAACCCCUCCCAUCUGACAGAACUGGACCUGAGUGAGAACAACCUGCAGGAUUCAGGAGUGAAGCAGCUGUGUGGUUUUCUGGAGAGUCCACGAUGUAGACUGGAGACUCUGAGAUUGAUCUACUGCAGUUUGUCAGAGAUCAGCUGUUCUUCUCUGAGCUCAGUUCUGAAGUCCAACCCCUCCCAUCUGACAGAACUGGAAAUGAGUCAGAACAAGCUGCAGGAUUCAGGAGUGAAGCAGCUGUGUGGUUUUCUGGAGAGUCCACGAUGUAGAUUGAAGACACUGAGAUUGUGGAGCUGCAGUUUGUCAAAGAUCAGCUGCUCUUCUCUGAGCUCUGCUCUGAAGUCCAACCCCUCCCAUCUGACAGAAUUGGACCUGGAUCAGAAUAAACUGCAAGAUUCAGGAGUGAAGCAGCUGUGUGGUUUUCUGGAGAGUCCACGAUGUAGACUGGAGACUCUGAGAUUGUGGAGCUGCAGUUUGUCAGAGAUCAGCUGUUCUUCUCUGAGCUCAGCUCUGAAGUCCAACCCCUCCCAUCUGACAGAACUUGACCUGAGAGAAAACAACCUGCAGGAUCCAGAUGUUCAGCAGCUGUUGGAUCUUGUGGAGAGUCCAGACUACAGACUGCAGACUCUGAGCUGGAUGUGAUUGUUGUGGAGAGCUGAACAUGAUGGUGUGUUUGUGGGAGAAGAUGAGCUGUGUCCUGAUGAUCCACAGAGGUUGAAGCAGCAGCAGCUUGUAUGCAGACACUCUGACUGGACUGUUUGUGGGAGGUGGAGAGGAGAGCUUCA